AUGAAUGAAAUGAAUGAUGAGCUGCUGAACAGGAUCCUAUUCAGUACAGCAGAAAUAAAAGCCAUGGCUUAUGGAAAGAGAAAUGACAAAUAUUUCUUUAUGCAUUCGUUAGAACAAAGUAAAAUUGAUAUGAAAAAGUGUUUCAAGAAUCUUAUAACCUCCAAAAUUUUCGUUUUUUUCGUUGUUACCUUGCUACAUUUGUUCGUACAAAAUACGUCCAUUUCUGAUGAGAGAAACAUUUAUGGAAAACUGCAACUGAGUUAUGCAUAUUCAAGAAAAUUAGCCGAGAAAGAAAAAAAUUCUCGUGCUAGGAAGGCUCCCACUAACAAAGUGAAAAAGAAAAAGGUGUCUGCGUCUUCCUUGAAAAAGGAGGAACAUCUCCAGAAUACAGAAGAGACAACAGGGAGUGGUCAUGAGACAGGAGCCAGUGAUAAUGUGAAGGUCACCAGCAGUGGUGCGGCAAAAAUUGGUGAUGGUGUAAAGGUAGGCAACACCGACACAGUAAAAACUAGAGGAGAUGCAGCAAAAACUAGCGGUGAUGCAGCAAAAACUAGCGAUGAUGCAGCAAAAACUAGCGGUGAUGCAGCAAAAACUAGCGAUGAUGCAGCAACCACCAUCACUGAUACGGUAGCCCCCACUAGUGAUGCGACUACCUCGAGUAAUGAUGCGACUACCUCGAGUAGUGACGCGACUGCCUCGAGUAGUGACGCGACUGCCUCGAGUAGUGACGCGACUGCCUCGAGUAGUGACGCGACUGCCUCGAGUAGUGACGAGACUGCCUCGAGUAGUGACGCGACAACAAUCAAUGGCGACUCGACAGGAACCAGCAGCGCUGCAACAACCAGUGGAGACUCCACAGCAAGCAGCGGCGGUUCGACUACGUCCAGGGAAGAAGCGACAACAUCCGGUGGUAAAGCGAAAGUAAUGCGCAGCUGCUUGAAAACGGCGACAAGUGCAAAAAGAGAAAAGCGAAAUGUAAGAUUUGCUGAUCCUAUAUCAAGUGAAAAACUAUUUUAUAAAGAUGAACGAAUAAGGUACACUGAGGAAAAAGAAAAAGAAGAUAUGGGAAACGAGGAAAGCGACAUUGUAAGCAAAAAAAAAAAAGACGAACCUUGUUUUUUAACUUUUUGA
This is a messenger RNA of Plasmodium cynomolgi strain B, 1131 nucleotides long. RefSeq lists its product as hypothetical. NCBI's taxonomy places the organism in Eukaryota, Apicomplexa, Aconoidasida, Haemosporida, Plasmodiidae. The record is from RefSeq and is a predicted model, not a curated record. The transcript has 2 exons. The coding region runs from base 1 to 1131 and encodes 376 amino acids.